GAGAGAGAAACUUUGAUUUCAAAUCUGUUUUAUGGUAUCAGAGCCUUGUCGGUCAGGAAUUAGAGAGUUUCUUUCAAUUUUAUUCCUAUUCUAUUGUUCCCAUCUGUAAUGGCCCCAUUUCAAAAUAGUAGCUACCCAUAUCCUUCUACCCUCAAUGUGUCAAACUUUGUUUCCCUAAGACUUACUCCCACCAACUAUCUAUUAUGGAGGACUCAAAUGGCCGCCUUAAUUGAAAGUCAAGACAUGUAGGGAUUCCUAGAUGGAGAGUAUAUCAUGCCGGCAGCCAAAAUCACCCCAACUGACAGCACUAAUGCUGAGGGACCCAAAGAGGUACCAAACCCGACUUGUAUCUCAUGGAGGCGGUCUGAUCGCCUUCUACGUGGAUGGAUCACUGGCACUCUUUCUGAAGAAGUGCUUGGAAUCGUUGUGGGACUCACAACAUCUCGUGAGGUUUGGGAUGCUUUAGAAGAAGCUUAUGCCCAAGACUCUCAAAAGAGAGAGUUCAAUUUGACACAAGCAAUGACCACAUUGCGAAAAGGACUUGGCCAAGGCUAUGAGAACUUUGUGACAACCACGUUGAAACCUCCGGUUCCACCAUACCAAGAAGUUGUAUCUCUUCUCAAAAGUCAUGAGACUCGGAACCAAAUCCAUGGGUUUGACAGUUAUAAUCAUCCUCAAGUGGCCUUUUACGGACAAAGGACCAAUGGAAACCAAAACAAGAGGAAAGGAAAUGGCUUCAACAAAUUCAAACUUAAAAGGAAAAGGAAUGUCGGAUCUAACUUUACGAGGAAUCAGCCCAACAACUUCAACAAACAGAAGGCUGAAGCUCAAAAUCCCAUCAUGGAGAGUGCAGUCAAAUGCCAAAUUUGUGGAAAGCUCAAUCAUAUUGCUAUGAAGUGCUUCAACAGAUUUAAUCACUCAUAUCAAGAAGAUGACAUUCCAAAGGCAUUGGCAACCAUCACCAUUGAUGAUAAUCAAGAGCUUGAAUGGCAUCCAGGCACAGGUGCAUUUGUCCAUAUGACAGGAAAUUCUAGUAAGCUAAAUAACUUAAAACCUUAUCAUGGCCAAGAUGCUGUUAUGGUUGGUGAUUACAAGAAGAAUAAAUUGGAGCCAAAGUCAUUGCCUUGCAUUUUUAUUGGAUACAGUACCAAGCACAAAGGGUAUAAGUGCUUAUAUCCUCCAACAAACCGAAUAUACAUAUCUCGACAUGUGGUCUUUGAUGAAUCAUGCCUGCCAUUCACAAAUCUGACCUUGCUUUAUGCAACUCCGGAUGUUGAAACUGAGGUAACAACAUUCCAUCCUUGGAUAACUGCUGACGAAAACUCUUUAAGUACUGCAGGUGAUGGUGAAAAGCAGAGUUGCUCUAUUCCAUGUGUUGCACCGACCAUAGAACAAGGGAAAUUAGAUUGCAGUGAAGAAUCCAAUCUUAAUGACUCAAGAGAAAUUCUUGACUCGAGGGCACAAGCUAUCGAAAUUAAUGAUCAUCAGCCAAAUGAAGAACUUGAUUCACAUCUAGUUAAUUCCAUCCGAUCCAUUGAUAAUCAUCAUCAAAAUGAUGACUUGGUGCAAAUUAAUGAUGGCCAUGAAAAUGGAAAUUUGAUGCAAAAUCUGCCAACAAACAGUGGAGUGGAUGCAAACACUACAAAUGAAGAAAAUCACUCUCCUACAUCAGUUGAGAUAGUUAACCCAUUAUCGGUCCAGGCAGCAAACACACGGCAAUACCAAAUGGUCACCCGAUCACAAAAAGGUAUCCUUAAACCAAAUCCUCGUUAUGCAAAUUUACAUAUAUUGCAUAAAAUUUCAAGCAUUCCAAUAGAGCCCAAGUCAGUUCGGUCAGCACUUAAACAUCAAGGAUGGACCAUUGCAAUGCAUGAAGAAUUAGAAGCACUUGCAAAAAAUGAUACUUGGGACCUCGUGCCUCGUAUGAAAGAUAUGAAUGUGGUUGGAUCUAAAUGGGUGUUCAAAACAAAAUUACAUGCUGAUGGGAGUCUAGAGCGCCUCAAGGCGCGUCUUGUUGCCAAAGGAUUUCAUCAAAUAGCCGAUGUUGAUUUCUCUGAAACAUUUUCCCCUGUGGUGAAAGCUAGGACCAUUCAUACCAUAUUAGCAAUUGCAACAACCAAACAAUGGCAAAUUCGACAACUGGACGUGAAGAACGCUUUUCUACAUGGAUAUCUCAAUGAGCCAGUAUAUAUGGAGCAACCACCUGGGUUUUUGGAUCCCAAAUUCCCAACUCAUGUUUGUCGAUUAAAACGUGCUUUAUAUGAGUUGAAACAAGCACCACGAGAUAACUCUGAAUUUCUUAAGCUGUUUAUCUCUCAGCUUGGUCAAGAAUUUGCUAUUAAAGAUCUUGGUCGUCUCAAUUUCUUUCUUGGCAUAGAAGUUCAUUACACAAGCUUUGGUUUGAUUCUAUCUCAAUCCAAAUAUGCACUAGACAUUUUAUCUAGAGCUCAAAUGGAGGAUUGCAACUCGAUCUCCACUCCUAUGGCGCUUAAAGCACAUUCUUCACAUUCUAGCAAUGAUGCAUUUCAUGAUCCAACUCAUUAUAGGAGUACUUUCAUGAAUUGUCCUACAAUUGGAAAUUACCAAACCGUCAAGCAGAUAUUAAGGUAUGUACAUGGGACUCUCAAUUAUGGCUUACAAAUUCUUAACCACAGUUCCUUAGACUUGUAUGCCUUUUCAGAUGCUGAUUGGGCUGGGUGUCCUUUGACCCGCUGUUCCACCUCUGGUUAUUAUACCUUCUUGGGAAGCAACUGCAUUUCAUGGUGUGCAAAGAAACAACCUACAGUGGCUCGUUCGAGUGCCAAAGCAGAGUAUCGAUCUAUGGCUUCAACAACUGCUGAAAUCACUUGGCUUGCACACCUUCUUCGUGACAUUGGAGUGGCUCUUAACAAUGCCCCUAUUCUUCAUUGUGACAACUUGAGUGCAAUAUAUAUGACAGUCAAUCCAGUCUUUCAUAGCCGCACCAAGUACGUUGAAAUUGAUUAUCAUUUUGUUAGAGAGAAAGUUGCUCUUGGUCACCUUAUUACUCGGUUUGUCAGUUCUACCUCACAAUUAGCUGACAUCUUUACAAAGCCAUUGACUCGAGACAGCUUUCAUCGACUACGCAGCAAAUUGGGUCUUGUGUCUCUGCCACUACCCAAUUUGAGGGGGAGUAAUAAAGUCUCAACUUGUGAGGAUCAUUUUGUAGAACCUGCAGAAGGAAACAAAUCAAAUGGCAAUAAUGCUUUGGAGGAAAAUUAGCAAUCAAAGAAAUUGUAAAAUGCAACCGUUGGAGAUAUAGCUAUUGCAAAUUUAUAUUGUAAUCAUACCUUAAAUCAUGCUAUUUACUGUCUAAUGCAACUAUAAAUAAAAGAAACUCUCUUUCUCUUCUCACCUUGAGAGAGAAACUUUGAUUUCAAAUCUGUUUUAGUUUAUUGGUAGUGAUAUCGAGACCUCUGUAAACUUGCAUUUUAUCAGAGUUAAUUACUUGAGAGUGGGGAAAGUAGGCGUUGGCCAGGUCAAGGGAAAGGCGGGACUUUCCACUCCCGGUGGCACCCAUGAUGACGACGAGCUUGUCUUUCUGGCGGUGGGCGAUGGUGAUGGGGGUAGCAGAGUCCAUACGGGGCCAUCUUGGGCGGCGGCGGCCAGAAGCAACAGAGAGUGAAGAAUGGAGGUGAGUGAAGCCAUACUGAAAUAAUGGGCGGGUGAUUUUCAUAUGAGGAUGCGGAAAGGACAGAGUGGUGGCUGUCUUUGUUGAGUUGUGCAUAAACAUAUACGGAAUCUGAAAUAUUGGUUACCAAUCUGUUCUCUCUGUUUCGUAGCAGCAACAGCUCUGUGCCUGCGCAGCAACGUUAUUUUUUAAAUUUCAACAGACAGCAACUUCAAAACAGAGGGAGAGAAACUGGGGGCAUGACUUGAGGAUCAGGUAAUGGCGUUUUGCAUAUUGGAACAAAGAUGGCGUCUUUCACUGUGCUAUUUGAAUCGGAGAAGGUGGUGUUUGUGGUGGUUGAGCAGGGUACUCUGUAACUUUAUGGACUCUGUUUCGUAACAUAUACUAACAUUUGUCUCUUUUCAU
Molecule: messenger RNA, 4054 nt
Organism: Rubroshorea leprosula
Lineage: Eukaryota; Viridiplantae; Streptophyta; Magnoliopsida; Malvales; Dipterocarpaceae
Source: the annotation of a GenBank genome assembly